AUGAUCUUGAUUGGUUCCUCAAAUGAGGCCAAGGGUUCAUACCCUUGUGUGGUGUGUAUUUAUUAUGUAUACGGUUGCUUGCAGGAGGAAAUGAGGAGGAUUCAUCUAGAGGCAGUUGAACAAGGAAAUCCAAUGUCAGGAGCUGAAAUUGUUCGCAGGGUGCUGCAGAAAGCACCGAGCUAUGUUAGAAAGGAAGACCUCAUUUCCGAAAGAGACAAGGAACUGGAAGCUCAUUUGGAGACCUCUCUUGCUGAUGCAGAUAAACAGAGGCAGGAAUUCGAAGAUAAAAUCAAAUCUCAGCAAGACCAGAUCGAAAAACAGGAACAAGAGAUCCGAGGUCAUAAGGUGACUAUCGAUGCCUUGCAAGCAUCACAUGAUAGUCUCAAGGAGUAUGUGAAGUCACUUGCUGCGAAAAUCAAUGGAGGCAGCAUUUAG
Molecule: messenger RNA, 435 nt
Organism: Linum trigynum
Lineage: Eukaryota; Viridiplantae; Streptophyta; Magnoliopsida; Malpighiales; Linaceae
Source: the annotation of a GenBank genome assembly